AUGUUUGCCUUCGGGAAAUUUCCAAAUUCCACUUCCGUCGAACGCCACUCCGACAGCGAAAUGUCACCGGGAUAUGUUCAUGGGAAUUGGUGCAAAUAUUUCCUUUGUUUCGUUCUCUUCAUUGUUGGAAUGAUGUUUAUAUUCGAUUAUUCGUUGAAAAUCUCCACUCCCAGUUUCACAUAUAUACAGCGAUCGGAAGACAUCGAGGCGCAGCCAAAAAGAAAAGAUAGGAAAGUUCGAAUAGCAAUUGUAACCGUACUGAAGAAGAUGACUGACAGGGUGCAAUAUACUACUGCAAUGACGACAAUGGAAUGCUACAGUAAACGUCUAAAUUACACAUAUGUCGUUACCGAUAGCAGCACUCAUUUACACGUUUGCAAUCAAACACAGGUAGUCUUUCAACGUCACUGUAUUGUCCGUUUCCUGUUUGAUAAGCUUGACGUGGACUGGAUACUGAUGGUUGAUGCUGACAUAGCAGUUGUUAACGAAAAAAGGCGAAUAGAAGAGUUUAUUGAUUGGAGCAAAGACAUCAUUUUCUAUGAGCGUUUCUUUAAUUUUGAAAUUACGGCAGGAACAUAUCUAGCGAAGAAUAGCGAGUUUACACGCAAUUUUCUGCAAGGAUGGGCUGAAUUUGAAUCGCGACUACCUUCAAGUUUUCACGGCAAGGAUCAGGGCGCUUUGCACGCAUGGAUGAUAGAAUUGUUCGCAGCAAAGGGGAAACUCUACACAAAAUGCAUAGAUUUCUGGAAUCGAUCAAAGAGUUAUACACACCUUGAAAAAUUUACACUCUGCUCCCGAGAGGCUCUUAAAAUAGCGGAUACUAGCAAAGUGUUGAUUCUGAAGGAGGGUAAAGGAUGGUGUCGUGAUGCUUGGCUCACAAAUAGUCAUUGGAAUCCCGAGACUGAUUUCAUGUUCCAUGCAUGGAAGGAGGUGAAUAAGUUACGUCCCGAAAACAAGAAAGUCGGUGUCCUUUCUGGUCCCGAAUUUUAUCCGUGGUUCAACACCUUAAAAACACCGUUGACGAAAUCUCAGUGUUUAAGCGGUGGAGAUGAUUGGACACAUGAUGCAGAUUUUAUCGUCCCUGUCAGCCAGCUACAGGCACAUCUGAAUCAAAAGCUGGAAAACGUUGAGCGUUCAUAUCAACAUCUGAGGGAACAACUUAAGUUGUAG
This is a messenger RNA of Necator americanus (New World hookworm), 1170 nucleotides long. RefSeq lists its product as uncharacterized. The transcript is spliced from 11 exons. The coding region runs from base 1 to 1170 and encodes 389 amino acids. The record is from RefSeq and is a predicted model, not a curated record. NCBI's taxonomy places the organism in Eukaryota, Metazoa, Nematoda, Chromadorea, Rhabditida, Ancylostomatidae.